Messenger RNA from Paramecium primaurelia, 249 nucleotides. Lineage: Eukaryota; Ciliophora; Oligohymenophorea; Peniculida; Parameciidae. The record is from the annotation of a GenBank genome assembly.
AUGAAUUGUAAAAAUACAUUUGAAGAACAAUCAACUAAGAUAUCCAUUUCUGAUUGGGAUAUUUUAGAGACAGACUUAGAAACUCAUUGCUCAUCACCUAAAUAAGAAGGAAUUAUCAAUUAGAUUCAGAAACAUAAAUUCGUUAUUGGAAUUUCGAAACCAGAAGAGCAAAGAAUUGGACUAUCUUCAAUUAAAAAAAGCAAAAUUACAAUCAAAGGAAUCUUAGGGAUCUCUAAUCUUUCUAUCUGA